Messenger RNA from Laetiporus sulphureus 93-53, 917 nucleotides. RefSeq lists its product as uncharacterized. The record is from RefSeq and is a predicted model, not a curated record. Lineage: Eukaryota; Fungi; Basidiomycota; Agaricomycetes; Polyporales; Laetiporaceae. Bases 37 to 753 code for a protein of 238 amino acids. The transcript has 4 exons.
CGAGGUUUUCGUCACACUAGUAUCCUUCACGACACCAUGACUCUCGAGGAGAUCAUAGCCGCCAUCAAGCGGCUGAUUUACGCGCAGACUGACAUCACAGCAUCUACUUAUGGCAGCCGGGAGACUGAAAAUAAUCAUAACGAAUCUGCUCGCUCUAUGAGUGCAUACAAACAGACGAUCAGUAUCGAUAAUGCAGCCGAUGAGAGCAGUGUAGGACAGAAUGGAGUUCAAUCUGAACAAAGGUCUCGAUUGGCGGCAUUAAGAGGUACUCGUGGUGAUGACUUCGGAGAAGGAAGUCUCGGCCACAGCGAACCCCGGAGCUACUUUGCGAUCGAAGGUGAAUUACUUCAGGAGCGCCUACCGUCAGUGGACAGGAUGCGAAGGCUUCGAAAUGGGCGCCCGCUUCCACCACCAGCGCCCUUACCAGAGGACACACCAGGAAAUUGGGAGUGGCAGGAGACCGAGGAUGGAAUAGGGACUGGAUUUAGGGUCGCCGUAUCAGUCCCAAUGAGCGCGAUCCGCUGGCCAUCUCGCGAGUUGUAUCACAUUCUUCCUGCGUCUGCCGAGGCAGUUCCAACUUCCAAUCAUGGAGGCCUCGUGCUAAGGACUCCAGGACCGCGUGGAGAUAACCCCAUCCAUCGUGAAGUGCAUGAACAUGUUGAGGGACGAGUCAUGGCUUAUGCGGUACCAUCGCCAGUGGUAGUGCUAGUCGAUCCCGCGCGGAUGGAUUUCUUGCAUACAUCUGGGAUGUAAUUCCACCUCGAUACGGAGAGGGCCAUUAAAUUCGACUGAGGGAGAAAGAGUGGAUGCGGUUGAAUCGUGAAAGAAUAGAUCCGUAUAUGAUAACGCAUUCAUCUGCAUUGUUGCAUGUUCCUAUAUCUGUUACAACUUGAAUGAGGCAUCACAAGUCAAUCACC